AUGAAGCGUUCCGCUAUUAGUCCAUCUACUAUCAGUCCGUACAUGCUUUUCACCUCCGGCCCCUUCGAUAGUCUCUUCCACUACACGCUACAUUGUACCCAAAUCCGCAGAGGCGCUUCAGGAGAUGAAAUACCGAUUGCCCUGGGCCCCCAGAGAGUGUACCGAGUGUGCAAAGGGCGACUGAGGUAUAGCUUGACCCUAGUGAAAGCGCUGAGACAUUGGUACUCACCAGGCGGCGGAGUUGACUUGGAAACGGCAGCAGGGAUUCAUCCACCCCUCGCUGGGAUUACAGGCGUUGACGAAGUCCUCGAUAGGCAGCAAGCAGAGGCUCCCGUGACGGGUACUCGAGCUGAUAAUUCGUUGAAUGCGAAUAUGUUAGCACUCAUCCGGGGUGUCGCGGGAAUGACGUUGAAAUCCUCCAGAGCAAAGAUGCGGGACUCGGUGACGGGGGACGACGAAACUUGGUGA
Messenger RNA from Lindgomyces ingoldianus, 468 nucleotides. RefSeq lists its product as uncharacterized. Bases 1 to 468 code for a protein of 155 amino acids. The record is from RefSeq and is a predicted model, not a curated record. The transcript has 2 exons. Lineage: Eukaryota; Fungi; Ascomycota; Dothideomycetes; Pleosporales; Lindgomycetaceae.